AUGGGUCGCCCGAAGCGUGCGCCUGCCGCAAAAGAACCUGACUAUAGUAGUGCCAAAGAUGCAAAGGAACUUUUGGAUAUGAUUGGACAAACUGUGCACUCAAAAGUGCAUAGAGAAGAUGCAAAUUAUAGAGGAAAAUUGUAUGGACUUUUGACACAAGCACAAUUUUCUAAUAAGGAGAGAGUUCACAUCAAUAAUCCAUGCCUACUUGAUUAUAAUUAUGAUACUAAUGUUACUAGUAACGUAAUUGAUCCGUGCGAGCACAAAUCAGUAGAACGUUUUUCUGAAGUAAGUGGUGGUGAAUGUGAUGAGAAAAAAAUAAAAGGUAGUAAUGGUGGCGCCUGCGCGCCUUUCAGACGAUUACAUGUAUGUGAUAGAAAUUUAGAACAGAUAAAACCUCAUACAAUAACAGCAACACAUAACUUAUUGGUGGAUGUGUGUUAUGCAGCACAAUUUGAAGGAAAAUCAAUUUCAGGUUAUUAUCCAAGAUAUCAAACAAAAUAUAAGGAUUCUGGUUCUACAAUAUGUACUGUAUUAGCACGAAGUUUUGCAGAUAUAGGCGAUAUUAUCAGAGGAAAAGAUCUGUAUGAGGGUUAUGAUCAAAAAGAUAAAGAACAAAAAGUUAAAUUAGAAAAUAAGUUGAAAGAUAUUUUCAAGAAUAUAUAUAAUGAGUUGACGUCGACGAAUGGGAAGAAGGGGAAGAAGCAGGCGCUACAAGCUCGCUACCAAGAUGAUGGAUCUGGAAAUUAUUAUCAAUUACGAGAAGAUUGGUGGGAUGCGAAUCGCGCCAAAGUAUGGUAUGCUAUCACUUGUGGUGCAGGAACUAGUGAUAAAUAUUUUCGAAAAACAUGUUCUAAUGACACAUCAGACACUAACGAAAAAUGUCGAUGUGUCAGUACCGAUCCUCCUACGUAUUUUGACUACGUGCCGCAGUAUCUUCGCUGGUUCGAGGAAUGGACCGAAGAAUUUUGCAGGAAAAAGAAAAAAAAAUUGGAAGAUGUUAUAAAGAAAUGUCGUUAUGAUGAAAAUAAUGAACGAAAAUAUUGUAGUCGUAAUGGAUUUGAUUGUAAAGAUACAAUUAGAGCACAGGAGAAACUUGUUAAAGGUUAUGAUUGUCAUAAAUGUUCUGUAGCCUGUGAUGAUUUUGAACCCUGGAUAAAAAACCAAAAACAAGAAUUUGAAAAACAAAAAGGAAAAUAUACAAAAGAAAUGCAAAAAUAUGCAAACGGAACAACAACAAAAGAAACGUCAAAUGGUCCUAUUAAUAAUUUAUAUGCAGAUGAUUUUUAUAAAAAACUGCAAGAACAUUAUCCAUCAGUCGAUGAAUUUUUAGAAAAAUUAAAUGAACAACAAAUAUGUAAAGAUGAACCUAAAGUAAAAGAGGAAACAAUAAGUCGUGUUGAUUUCAAAAAUGUAGAUGCUUUUUCUUAUAAGGAAUAUUGCGAUACAUGUCCUUGGUGUGGAACUGAAAAAAAACAAGAUGGAACAUUGAGAUAUAAAGAGGAUGUGGAAUGUAGAAAUCAACCUACAACACCCUUGGAUAAUACAAAGAGUACUGAUAUACAACUAAGUUUCACUGAUAAAGGAAACCCAAAAAUUCUAGAAAAAUUUAAAAAUCUUUGUGAAGAAAAUAAUGAGAAAACCAUAAAUUGGAAAUGUCAUUAUAAAGAAAAAAAUGUAUACAAAGAUGAUUCUGAUAAGGAUUAUUGUGUACUACAAGAUGGAAACCAGAAUAUAAAGGACCAAACAAUUAUGUCGUUUGAAUCAUUUUUUUGGAGUUGGGUUUCACGAAUGUUAAAUGAUUCUAUAAAAUGGAGAAACCAACAUAGUAAGUGUAUAAAUAAUAAAAAAGAAACUAAAUGCAUAGAGGGAUGUAAAAAGACUUGUGAAUGUUUUGAAAAAUGGGUUGGACAAAAAAAAACCGAAUGGCGGAAAAUUAAACACCAUUUUGAUCAGCAAGAAAAUUUGAAAGGAAGGGAUCGUAAUAUAACACUUAAAUAUUAUUUGGAUAUUUUGUUUAAAGAGAAAAUUAAAGAAGCUUAUGGAGAUGAAAGGGAAUCGAAAGAACUAGAGGAAAAAUUAAAUAACAUUGAAGGAUCGCAACAAGCAGGAGAUACAGAACAUUCAGAAUUUGCAGUUGAUGUAUUAUUAAAACACGAAGAAGAAAUUGCCGAAAAUUGUAUAAAAUACAACCCAGAAGAUACAUGUCCCACUAGUGACACUGGAAGCCGCGCCCGCUCCGACCACCACGACCCACCACCUGUCAUCCCACGUAACGACUUCGAAGACGAAAAAGACAAACAACCCGAAUUCAAAGACCCCGGUCGCGAAUCGGAAGACGACGACGACGACGAAGACGAACUACCACCGGAAGACGAAGCCAAAGAACAAGAGGAGGAGGAGAAAGGUGCAGGUGAAGACGAGGCGGCGUCGGAGGCGGAGGCGUCGGGACCAAAAGUGGAAGUGGAAGGGAAGCCGCCAUGUGAUAUAGUACAAACACUAUUUGAGAGCACCAAAAAUUUGUCCGACGCAUGUGGUCUAAAAUACGGUCCAGGCGGAAAAGAAAAAUUCCCCAAUUGGAAGUGCAUAAGUAGUGGUAGUGACACGGGUAGUACCACUAAACAAAAUGAUAGUGAAGGUAGUGAGGGUGGUCAUCGUAGUAAGCGUCAUACCGAAAGUAGUGAUAGUACCACCACUAGUAGUGGUAGUGUUUGUGUGCCACCCAGGAGGCGAAAACUAUACGUGGGAGAGUUAACGAAGUGGGCGGAGGAGGCCAGGAAGAGUUCGACGUCACCACAACCAGGUGAAAGUGGUGUUGCAAACGCCUCGGCGUCGUCGACCUCGUCGCCUACAGACGCGACUCAGCUCCUCCGCGACGCCUUCAUCCAAUCUGCGGCAAUAGAGACGUUUUUUUUGUGGCAUAAGUAUAAAGCGGAAAACACGAGGGACAAUAAGUCGCCACUCGGUAACGGUGGAGUAGCACAAUUUUUCGGCAGCUACAGUGGAAGUGAAAGUGAGGAGAAAACCCCUCAACAGUGGUUACAAAGUGGUACAAUCCCCACCGAUUUUUUGCGUCAAAUGUUUUAUACUUUAGGAGAUUAUAGAGAUUUAUGUGUAGGUGUUAAAGAAGAUGUGAUUAACGCGUUAAAAGCUAGUGGUGACAACCCAACUAACAAACUCACUAUACAACAAAUAUCGGAGAAAAUAAAAAAUGUUAUUGAAAAAAGUGGUGACACACCUAGUCGUACACCUCCUGGCCAACAACCUAGUGACAAUGACCCUAAAUCCUGGUGGAAACUUCACGCCCCUUAUAUUUGGAAUGGAAUGAUAUAUGCUCUAACAUAUGACACAAACACAGCGAGUGGCGAAAAAAAAAUAGAAAAGGAUGAUGCAGUGUACAAGAAACUGUGGGACGAAGCCAACAACAAACCCAAAAAGGACAACGGCCAACAGGACUACACGUAUGAAAAAGUGGAAAUUAAAGAAGAAGAUAGUGGCCAAAAGGCCUCCACCGCCUCCCAAACCCCCUCCCCCCGCGCUAGUGGUGAAAACAAACCCACCACCCUUGACUCCUUCGUCAAACGCCCCACCUACUUCCGUUACCUUGAAGAAUGGGGAGAAACAUUUUGUAGAGAAAGGAAAAAGAGAUUGGAGAAGAUUAAAGUGGAUUGUGAGGUGGAAGAAAAUACUGGUGCUCGUGGUGGUACAACAAAACAAAAGUAUAGUGGGGAUGGGGAAGAGUGUAGUAAAAUAGUAGAAAAUAAGGAUAAAAUUUUUAAGGAUUUAGAAAAGCCGAGUUGUGCAACACCUUGUGGAUUGUAUAAAAGGUGGAUAAGAAGGAAAAAGGACGAAUAUAAUAAACAAAAAAGUGCAUAUAAUGAACAAAAAACAAAAUACGAAAAUGGAAAUAAUAAGGGUGGUGGUGGUAAUGGAGUUUGUGGAACACUACAGGAGAACGCUGCAGACUUUUUAAAAAAGUUAGGACCAUGUUCUAAAACUUAUAAUGAGAAUGGAGUGGGUAAAACGGAUUUUGAUGAUGAUAAAACCUUUAAACAUACAAAACAUUGUGAUCCAUGUCCUAAAUUUAACGUAAAUUGUAAAAAUUGUAAUAGUAGUGGUGGUGGUACAAAAGUGGAGUGCAAUGGUAGAAAUAGUGGAACAACGACUAUUACUGCAAGUGAUAUUAAGAAUGGAGGGGAUUCUACUGAAAUAAAUAUGCUUGUGAGUGAUAAAUUUACAACGAAAUUUGAAGGUGAUGGUUUAAAGGCUUGUAAAAAUGCAAAUAUUUUUAAAAGUAUCAGAAAGGAUGUAUGGAAAUGUGUUAAUAUUUGUGGUGUAGAUGUAUGUGGUCUUAAAAAAGGAGAUAAUAAUGGUGAAUUAGAUGAUAAACAAAUUAUAUUAGUUAGAGCAUUGAUUAAAAGAUGGUUAGAAUAUUUUUUAGAAGAUUAUAAUAAAAUUAAAAAAAAAUUAAAAUCAUGUACAGAAAAGGGUGAAGGAUCACCAUGUAUAAAAGAAUGUGUAGAUACAUGGAUAACAGAAAAAAGGAAAGAAUGGAAAACAAUAAAAGAACGUUACGUUGACAAAUAUACAAAAGAAAAUGAUGGUUCUAAUGAUUUAACUACUUUUUUACAGCAGGGACCCUUUUACAGCUUGGUUGAGGAAGCCAAAAAAGUGGUUAAAUGUAAAGACGAACAAGAAAAAUUAUGGGGAUGUACUGGUAAUACUACAGGUCAUGCGCAAGACAAAUGUGAGAAUGGGGAUUUUAUAACAAAUUUAAUUUCUAAACUUCAAGAAAAAAUUAGUGAGUGUACAUCCCAAUCUAGUGGUAGUGACUGUACCCUCUCCACAGAAAACCCCUCCACCACCCUUGACGAUGAGGAACCCCUUGAAGAGGUAGACCAAAACCCAGAGGAUGCACAGAAGAUGAUACCCAAAAUUUGUGGAGAUGUGAUACCAAAAGAGGAAGCGAAAGAAGAAGGCGGAUGUACACCAGACAUUAAAAAGGAAGAAGAAAAAAAAGAGGAAAAAAAAAAACCCGAACAAACUGCAGAAAAACCAGCAGCAGAAACCAAAGCCAAAGAGGAAAAACCCGCCCAAGACGAAGCCGGACCUCCACCAGCAGAUCCCCUCCCUGCGCGCGAACCUUUCGACCCAACUAUACUACAAACAACCAUUCCUUUUGGAGUUGCGUUAGCAUUAGGAUCCAUUGCUUUUUUAUUUUUGAAGAAAAAAACUAAAAGCCCUGUGGACCUUUUCAGUGUUAUUAAUAUCCCCAAAAGUGAUUAUGAUAUACCGACAAAACUUUCACCCAAUAGAUAUAUACCUUAUACUAGUGGUAAAUACAGAGGCAAACGGUACAUUUACCUUGAAGGAGAUAGUGGAACUGAUAGUGGUUACACUGAUCAUUAUAGUGAUAUUACUUCAUCUUCCGAAAGUGAGUAUGAAGAAUUGGAUAUUAAUGAUAUAUAUGCACCACGUGCUCCUAAAUAUAAAACUUUGAUAGAAGUAGUACUAGAACCUAGUGGUAACAACACAACAGCUAGUGGUAACAACACAACAGCUAGUGGUAACAACACAACAGCUAGUGGUAAAAACACACCUAGUGAUACACAAAAUGAUAUACAAAAUGAUGAUAUACCUAGUAGUAAAAUUACAGAUAAUGAGUGGAAUACAUUGAAACAUGAUUUUAUAUCACAAUAUCUACAAAGUGAACAACCAAAUGAUGUACCAAAUGAUUAUAGUAGUGGUGAUAUUCCAUUGAAUACACAACCGAAUACUUUAUAUUUUGAUAAACCUGAAGAAAAGCCUUUUAUUACUUCUAUUCAUGAUAGAAAUUUAUAUACUGGAGAAGAAUAUAGUUAUAAUAUUAAUAUGAGUACUAAUAGUAUGGAUGAUAUUCCAAUUAAUAGUCAUAAUAAUAUUUAUAGUGGUAUAGAUUUAAUUAAUGAUUCGUUGAAUAGUAAUAAUGUUGAUAUAUAUGAUGAAGUUUUGAAAAGAAAAGAAAAUGAAUUAUUUGGGACAAAUCAUGUGAAACAUACUAAUACACACAAUGUUACCAAAUCAAGUAAUAGUGAUCCUAUAGAUAAUCAGUUGGAUUUGUUCCAUACGUGGUUAGAUAGACAUAGAGAUAUGUGCGAGAAGUGGAAUAAUAAAGAAGAAGUAUUAAAUAAAUUAAAAGAAGAGUGGGAAAAUGAGACACAUAGUGGUAACACUCACACUAGUGAUAGUAACAAAACGUUAAAUACUGAUGUUUCUAUUCAGAUAGAUAUGGAUAAUCCUAAACCUAUAAAUCAAUUUACUAAUAUGGAUACUAUCUUGGAGGAUCUGGAAAAAUAUAAUGAACCUUAUUAUGAUGUGCAAGAUGAUAUUUAUUAUGAUGUACAUGAUCAUGAUACAUCAACUGUGGAUAGUAAUAAUAUGGAUGUUCCUAGUAAAGUACAAAUUGAAAUGGAUGUAAAUACCAAAUUGGUGAAAGAGAAAUAUCCUAUAGGAGAUGUGUGGGAUAUAUAA
Plasmodium falciparum 3D7 is the source of this 6510-nucleotide messenger RNA. Its product is annotated as erythrocyte membrane protein 1, PfEMP1. NCBI's taxonomy places the organism in Eukaryota, Apicomplexa, Aconoidasida, Haemosporida, Plasmodiidae. The record is from RefSeq and is a predicted model, not a curated record. Gene Ontology annotation, biological process: adhesion of symbiont to host cell. Gene Ontology annotation, molecular function: host cell surface receptor binding. Gene Ontology annotation, cellular component: membrane. The transcript has 2 exons. The coding region runs from base 1 to 6510 and encodes 2169 amino acids.